GCAGCGGCUGCUCACACAACAGUUCUCAUGCUACUUGCAAGCAGCUCAUUUGCAGGAGCACCAGCACCGUGCCCGGAGGAUGAAUGAAGCCUACAGCUCUGCAGCACCCCGACCCAUAAGCAGCACCUCUCCCAGCACCAUGAAAAUGUUUAUGUGCUUCCUUGCUGUAUUCAUGGUGGUACAGACCAUUGGGACCAUACUUUUCUGCUUAUAUCUUCACAUGAAGAUGGAUAAGAUGGAAGAAGUGUUGAGUUUAAAUGAAGAUUACAUCUUCCUGAGGAAAGUGCAGAAAUGUCAGACGGAAGAAGGUCAGAAAUCGACAUUAUUGGACUGUGAAAAAGUUCUGAAAGGCUUCCAGGACCUUCAGUGCAAGGAUAGGACAGCCAGCGAGGAGUUGCCAAAAUUUGAAAUGCACAGAGGUCAUGAGCACCCCCACUUGAAGAGUAGGAAUGAGACAUCUGUGGCAGAGGAGAAGAGGCAGCCGAUUGCAACGCACCUGGCAGGGGUGAAGAGCAACAGAGCAGUGCGAGUGCUGGAGUGGAAGACGACGAGCUAUGCCCCAACAAGCAGCUUGAUAUCCUACCAUGAGGGGAAGCUGAAAGUGGAAAAAGCAGGGCUCUACUACAUCUACGCACAAGUCAGCUUCUGCACCAAGGCGGCGGCUUCGGCGCCGUUCACCCUCUACAUUUAUUUGUACCUCCCCAUGGAACAGGACCGUCUCCUGAUGAAGGGACUCGACACGCACAGCACCUCCACGGCUCUCUGUGAGCUGCAGUCCAUCCGGGAGGGCGGUGUCUUUGAGCUGCGGCAGGGCGACAUGGUCUUCGUCAACGUGACGGACUCAACGCUAGUGAACACCAACCCUGGCAACACCUACUUUGGCAUGUUCAAGCUGUAGAGAGGAGGGGCCCAGCCCGACUCUGUAGAGCCAAGGGGCUUUCCCUGUUUCCCGUAUUUAUGUUCCCCUGCCUCUUUGUUGUUCUUGUUUCUUAUAUUGUAUAUUUUGUUAUUUAUUGAUGAGGGCCAACGGGCCCUGAGAACAGGAAAGGAAAAAAGUUUGAA
Tympanuchus pallidicinctus (lesser prairie-chicken) is the source of this 1062-nucleotide messenger RNA. RefSeq names its product CD40 ligand (gene CD40LG). Gene Ontology annotation, cellular component: membrane. Lineage: Eukaryota; Metazoa; Chordata; Aves; Galliformes; Phasianidae. The record is from RefSeq and is a predicted model, not a curated record. The transcript has 6 exons. Gene Ontology annotation, biological process: immune response. Gene Ontology annotation, molecular function: tumor necrosis factor receptor binding. Bases 80 to 898 code for a protein of 272 amino acids.